GCCAGCGCGAGUUGCCCGCAUCCGCAGCAACGCACACGACGGUGAUCAAAUUUGCUUUCUUUUUUUCUUUUGGGUAGCACAAGACAUUGGGGUGUCGGUCCGGAAUAGAAGAGUUCUACCAGUACUAGGUUGAGACGAAAUCAAGCAGACGAGUGGAUUAGUUCGGGUUCAUCUUCGAGUGGAUUAACUCAGUAGUUUUGGUUUUACACGAUUCGCGCGAAAUGAGGUGGAAAAACUAAACCUGCGUUCAGGGGAAGUGCUGGAGCGCCUGUUGGAUGGCGGUAAGAGCUUCGAAAUCUGCGUGCAAUGGAAAGUGUGCGAGAAAUGUAAAUUGAUACUAUUUCUGACGGCACAGGGUUGGGUGGAUAUUUUCGAAUGCUUUUCCCGGCCGUUUGAUACUUGAGAAUGUAAACCGUGUAUGUGUUCGUGUGUGUCUACUGAAAGGAAAAUGUGUAUACAACGGAGCGAUAUGGGGAUGCGAUAGGGUAGCAAUCUUCAACUUAAUUAACGAGAAAGUGUUGAAAGAAUAGUGAAACAAAAUCGAGUGUAAAGAUAAGAGCGAAUUUCUGCCCAGGUUGAAAGUUCAUAUAAUCAAGGAAAUUAGAAGCAAAAGGAUCCGAGCAAAGGAAUCCCGACAAAUAAGUCUGGGCGGAUUGAAAGAAGAAAAAAAAAACGAGCGCUUGGAAAAUCUCGACUCCCCUGCGCUCUCAGUGGCUUCUCGUCACACGUUGGCACACAGACCGUACACACCAAUGUGCAAUCCAACCAACGACGGCGAGGUGCUUCAAUCAAGUGUGUGAGUGUGUGUGUGUGGGUGGAAGGAUCUUCUUUCUAUUACACACAGUCCUUCUUACACAGGCUCCUUUGCUCGAGUUUUUCCCAUUUCCUGCCCGUCUGUCUCGUGUCGGAUCCAUAUUUCCACGUGUUUGUGGGGUGUUGUAUGUGCUAGAGCUGUAAGCUCGGUUCUUCCUAGCUUCAAAUACUACUUGUGCCACCGCUGCUGCUGCCGCUCGUCGUCGUACAAAUAAAGCAUAGAUUGAAAGCCUUGUGAUUCCGUGCUCGUAUUCGCACAUUUGGAUUGGCUGCUGGUUCAGUUCGGUUGCAUCGAGAGACAGCGAUAACGAUGAACCCAAAAAGUGGACCCUUACGAUGCUCUUGAGCAUUGGACGCUGCUGUUGGAACCGAAGCGAGACGGAUAAUAAUCAAUAUCCAUCAAUCCAUCAUCAUCGACCACCAUCAAGCAAGAAAACAUCAUCAACACGUGAAAGCUCAAAUCAAUACUCACACACAAAAACCAACAAACACAAAAACAUACCACACCAAAAAUCAAAAACUUCACAACGCUUGAUGGAGCCCAACGAACAGCGGUAGUGGAAUUAAAGAAUAACUUUCCAUAGCCAUUAGCUGAGCUUCCUCAUUUAAAAAGUUAACACAUACGUGGCGUCGUUCCUUUCGUAUUCCUGCGUUAACAGCAGCAGUAUAGCACAGUUGAACCGUUUCUCCGUAGAAAGAUAAUUAAACUCCCUGAAAUACGGUAGGAAUAGGUUGAAGCGCAUCCAACAAUUCAGUCAAUGCGAAAAUGGCAACCCCACCGGACAGUCCCAUCGAGGAGGUCGUGUACGAACUGGAGCCCACCCGGGCGCCCAAACCUGUUCCCGUUGCCCUCGAGGACCUCUGUAAGCUAACAAAGUUCACCCGCCAGGAGAUACGAGUCAUGUAUCGGGGAUUCAAAACGGAAUGCCCUGACGGUGUAGUGAACGAAGAUAGUUUUAAGGACAUUUAUGCGAAGUUUUUCCCUCAUGGAAAUUCCAGCCUUUAUGCACACUAUGUGUUCAAAGCGUUCGAUGUUAAUUGUAACGGAAACAUUACCUUUCGGGAUCUGCUAGUAACCCUAUCAACGCUCCUGCGGGGCUCCGUAUACGAACGGUUACGAUGGACGUUCCGUCUGUACGACAUCAACAACGAUGGCUGCAUCAGCCGGGGCGAGCUGGGUGAAAUAAUCUUGUCAGUGCACGAACUAAUGGGCCGGAGGCCCAACCAUCCGGACGACGAAGUGAAGGCCCAGGAACAGGUGGAUCGAGUCUUCCGAAAGCUGGACCUCAACCAGGACGGUGUCAUCACGAUCGAAGAGUUCCUGGAGGCCUGCCUGAAGGAUGACGUCGUUACUAAAUCGCUACAAAUGUUCGACACCUGCCUUUGAUGACCGUCUACCGACAGCGUGUUUGCUGCCUCGAAGAAGGCCGCCGACCUGGACCGUUUCGCUCUGAUACAUCUGUAAGCGGAAAGGGACAGCAAGUUGGCAGUUGGAUGGAAGGAUGGAAGGGAUGGAAUGGAACGGACGGUGCACCCCGACUCAGCAUAACACAAGCUGACGGAAGUGCUCUCAACGGAAGGUACUCGCUCAAAUGUGGUUCAACGGUUCUCGUUAAGUUUUAAGAUGGUGAUAAGGUUUAAAUUCAUAGUGAUGCUUCUUUAAGUUAACUUUUUUUUUUCUCCACACGGCAUUUGCAUAUUUAUCAAAAAUGGAUGCAGUUUAAUCAUUUUCGAAGAAAAUACUGCAUUGAUAUAUGUGUAAAAUGAGUUAAAUGUUUCCCAAAAAUGAAAAAAAAAAUAAAACUGUGUAAGUCAAGUAUUUUUUUCGAAAAUGGUUAAACUUCAAAACAUUGAAUUGCAUUGGAUUAUUUAAAAAAAAAAGAUACCGACCGUUUCUAGGCACAACGUGAAAUAGUUUAAAUAUGAUAUGGAUUAUUGAAAAAAAAAAUAAUUAAGUUCGAAACAAUUUACUGUUUGUAAAAGGAAGCAUUCUUUUUGACUGUGUGCAAUAUAUUUUCCCUGAAAACGAGAAAAAAUGAAAACUACAAGAAAAACAAUAUGUGAAUCAUGCAAGGAAUAUAAGUUUUAGAAUUUCAUAUCAUGUUCCAUACCAAUCAAAGCAAUAUUAUGUUAUAAACAAAUAAUGUAAUAUUGUAGACAAAAUAUUCAUACAUAAUUUGGUAGGUUGUUUUUGUGAUAUAACAUAUUUUGAUUUAAUUUUUUUAUAAGACAAGUAAAUAGUAACUAAAGUAUUAAAAUUGCCAUGUAAUAGUCAUUGGGAGAAGACAGAAGAAAACAGAUAUUGAAUUAGUAUUAGGAGCAGUUAAAAGUCUAGAUACUAAGGGGGAAAAAACGUACGAGCUAAGCUUAUAGAAGUGGUUAAUCGAAUUGGAGACCAGAGAAGAAAGUUUGUCUUUGACUGGAGGAUAUUUUAAAUAGAAUAUAAAGCAAACUGCAAAAAGUAAACUUUAACAGAACAACGGAAUUUUACUACUUUAUUUUCGAAACUAGAAAAUAUAUUCGUAGCGACACAGGCGUUAGUUGACAAUAGACAAUCGUUUUGACAAAAAAAAACUAGCUUCGAACCGUUAGGCAGACGGUUAGUAAAUGCAAUCUAGGUGAGAGAAGUAGAAUUAAAUGAUCGGCAGUUUAGAAAUUCGCUUCCACUAUGAACGAACAACAAACAUGACAACAUCGCCAACAACUGGUUAGUGGUAUUAUUUUUAAGACUAUAGUUCAAAAUGCAAUCCAACAUGAUUUGCAAAUAUCAAUCUUAUUCUUCUUUAUAUUCUUCAAUGUCAUUUUAGCACCAACCGAAGUUUGAAAACCGAUUUCUAGCAAUCAGUUUAUGUUAAUUUCACCACCAUUCAAGGUUUAAGGAAAGCAAAACAAACACCAAUUACAUAAGUUUACUAGCAAAACGAAGAAAACCCAUUUGUGAGCUCUACUGGUAGUAACAUAGUAUGAGUGCUCAAAUUUGUUACCCAAACCUAUAUCGUAAAUCGCAAACGUUAAACAAGUGGACUUCAAAGAAUGUGUGUUAAACAAAGUUCUAUCUGUGCAUUUAAUAACCUAUGGUAAGUGGAUCCCGGCAAGUGGAUUCCAAAUAUGCGCGGAUGUUUUAUCGGUGUGUGUGUUUUUCAGCAAAGUAUCAUUAUUAUUAUUAUUAUCUACACAAACUAGCACGAUGAAACGAAUCAAUGCAAAGCAUCAUCUUCUGAUCUGUAUGUUAAAAGUUGGAGGCAAGCGCUACUAGCAGGCAAAUUAAUCUUUUCAUUAGUCCAUAAACCACCGCUUGUAGGCGAAAGUAUUUCUUACCAAAUAGCAGUGGCUUCUCGAAUGGAAAAAAAAUAAAUAAAUUAAAAACAAAAACCAGCAAAUCAAACGUAAAAAUUAAGUGUUACACCAGAAAGUUAAACAAAAUACUACUACCACAUUGAUGUAGGAAUAGUAGCGCGCCCAGCAACAAAGCCAUAAUAUUCGUGAAUGAAAACAACCACAACAACAACACAAUCCAUACACAUUCCAAUUGUCAAUGUCAUUCGCUUUACACGAGAAGAAAAAAAAAAUUUAUGUAAGUAAUUUGAAGUUGGGAAUGUCCUUCUUGGAGAGUCUUCACUCUAAAGAGCCACGCACAAUGGAUCCGUUUGCGUUGCGCUGACGUAAAUUUGACAGUUAACCCAUGGAUUAACUGUCAAAU
Messenger RNA from Ochlerotatus camptorhynchus, 4513 nucleotides. RefSeq names its product Kv channel-interacting protein 1. The coding region runs from base 1580 to 2200 and encodes 206 amino acids. Gene Ontology annotation, molecular function: calcium ion binding. The record is from RefSeq and is a predicted model, not a curated record. NCBI's taxonomy places the organism in Eukaryota, Metazoa, Arthropoda, Insecta, Diptera, Culicidae. The transcript is spliced from 6 exons.